Messenger RNA from Gymnodraco acuticeps, 3324 nucleotides. RefSeq names its product L3MBTL histone methyl-lysine binding protein 1 (gene l3mbtl1). Gene Ontology annotation, molecular function: zinc ion binding; protein binding. Bases 60 to 2681 code for a protein of 873 amino acids. The transcript has 22 exons. Gene Ontology annotation, biological process: regulation of DNA-templated transcription. NCBI's taxonomy places the organism in Eukaryota, Metazoa, Chordata, Actinopteri, Perciformes, Bathydraconidae. Gene Ontology annotation, cellular component: nucleus. The record is from RefSeq and is a predicted model, not a curated record.
CGCAGCCCCGGAGCCGCAGGAGAUCAUAGCUGCGCUCCGGAGUAAGGGACAGCGACGCCAUGAUGAGUGCCAAAGUGAACAUGGAGGCUCCACCCAAAGAACCUGACCGCACACCUUUGGACCCGUCCGCCUCCUUGUCCUCCAGCGAGGCCGUCCUUGUGUGUGGGAGUGAUGGUGUGGCCAAGAAGGCUCGUCCCCAAACCCACACCACCACAGCUUUCCUCCUCCCAGCUCCUGCUGCCGGCCAUCAGAAGCUGGAUGUGACUCCAGCCAUAUCCGUUGGAGACGCAGGUAAAGGAGGCCGGGCCAAUGAGACGACCACCCUGACAGCACAGGUGGGCGGGGCUUGUAGCAUCGUCCACGUCCUGGAGUGGAAGGAGGGGAUGGCCAUCCUGCCAAGCAGCAACCUCAAGUUCUGUGUGAGUGACGUAGGUACCCUGAGCACGCUGAUCAGCCCGGGGACGACCAGCAGCACCGAACCAGCAGCCGGGACUUCUGGGAGAUCUUGUGACGCAGAAACCGCUCCAUCAGAAAGGCCAGAUGUGUUGGCUCCUGUGGGCUCAGCGAGAGGAGCCGUGGAGCCGGAGAGGUUUGUGCCGGUGGUCAAACAUGAGGUCCAGGUGGGACUGGGACAUCAGAACCACGAUCCCCGAGCUCAGAGGAGCUACACCGAGGAGCUGCGCAGAGAGCCAAUCACUGACAAGAGGAGUUUCGGGGUGGAGAAGGUGCCAGCAGGCGGGAGGGUCUCCUCUCUUAACCCCGACCACCUGAAGCCCAUGAGGAAGAGGAAGAGGAAGGAGUACCUGAGUCCCUCUGAGGAAGACUCUGACAUCGAAGGCACGGAUGAGAAGACGGAUGAUUCUAAAGCAGACUGCAGGCUCAUCAGAGGAGCUGGAGACAGUAAGACAGAGCAGUGGACGUGGGCUCAGUAUCUGGAGGAGACCAAAUCUGUUGCGGCGCCCAACAACCUUUUCCAGGAGACACAGAGAGUGCCAACAGUGAAGAACGGUUUUAAGCAGGGGAUGAAGCUGGAGGGAAUCGACCCGCAGCAUCCGUCCAUGUACUUUGUUCUCACCGUGGCCGAGGUCUGUGGUUACCGGCUGCGGCUUCACUUUGACGGCUACUCCGACUGCCACGACUUCUGGGUGAACGCCAACUCCACCGACAUCCACCCCACAGGCUGGUGUGAGAGCACGGGACACAAACUGCACACUCCCAAAGGCUGUAAAGAGGAGGAGUUUACCUGGGCCAACUACCUGAGAAUGACUAAAGCACAAGUGGCGCCCAAAGAGCUGUUUGCCAGUCUUGGGAGGGUUGAUGUGAAGAGCAGUUUUGAGAUAGGAACGAAGCUGGAGGCAGUGGACCGUAUGAACCCCUCCCUCAUCUGCGUAGCCACCGUCACUGACGUGGUGGACGACCGCUUCCUGGUGCACUUUGACAACUGGGACGACACGUACGACUACUGGUGUGAUUCCAGCAGUCCAUACAUUCACCCGAUUGGUUGGUGCCAAGAGAGGGACCUCCCACUAACACCACCCCAAGGUACAGAUGUGAAUUUAUUUUCUGAUGCACCAGAUUACCCAGACCAGGCCCGGUUUAUCUGGUCUCAGUACCUGGAGGAGACUGGGUCCAAGGCGGUGGCUGCAGACGCCUUCAAAGUGCGUGCGGCCCACAGCUUCCAGACUCAGAUGAAACUGGAGGCCGUGGACAAGAGAAGCCCCGGUCUGAUCAGAGUGGCGUCAGUGAUGGAAGUGGAGAUUCAUCGCAUUAGGGUCCAUUAUGAUGGCUGGAGUCACGUCUAUGAUGAGUGGAUGGACUCAGAUCACCCCGACAUCCACCCAGCAGGCUGGUGUGAGGCGACCAAUCACCCGCUCAAAGUUCCCCCGCGGGACUCCAAAACACAGCAGCCGCACGGGAGCAGCCUGCACUUCAGUCCAAACUGUAUGAGGGAUCUUCCCCCCAUUACAGGCCAGUCCACCUACCCCUCCUCUGUUCCCUGUAAGCCCAUCAGCCACCCGAGAGCCAACAAGUACAGCUUCCACAACAGGUCAGCUGAUCUCAACUCUAUCACCAGGAAGUGUCCUACUCCUGGUUGUGAUGGUUCGGGCCAUGUGACGGGGCGUUUCACGGCCCAUCACUGCAUAUCCGGCUGCCCAUUGGCUGAGCGUAACCAAGGCAGGCUGAAGGCCGAGCUGUCAGACUCUGAGUGCAAGAGGACCCUCUUCCUCAGCCAGAGACCCAAGAAGACCCAUUACCGUGGCAGGAUUGGCCGUCCUCCCAAAUACAGGAAGAACCAGCAGAGAGACUACCACAGUUUGUCCUCAGACCUGUCCUCGGAGGGCGUGUACCCGUCCCUGUUCAUGUCCGCUCUGAGCGGUCAGACAGACAGGACUCUGUCUCUCUGCUGGGAGCAGCACUGUAAGCUGCUGCCCGGCGUUCAGGGCAUUCACGCCAGCCAGGUGGCAGCAUGGAGCGUGGAAGAGGUCUUCAUGUUUGUACAGAAUCUAAUCGGCUGUGAAGAACAGGCUUGUCUCUUCAAAGAAGAGAUGAUUGACGGCGAGGCCUUCCUGCUGCUAACCCAGACCGACAUUGUGAAGAUCAUGAGCAUCAAGCUAGGCCCCGCGCUCAAGAUCUCCAACGCCAUCCUCAUGUUCAAGAGCACAGACGAGGUACUCAAGUGAUCCCGCCCUCACCUGACCUGGGAUCAUCAUGUGCCAAAUUCAUUCUGUUACAGGGAAAAAAGACCCUGACCCCUUUUUUCAUGUGUUUGGUGUCCUGUACCCAUCAGAGAGAGGGGGGUGGGGGGUGAGGUGCGAUCAGGGUUAAAGAGGAAAUAAAGGAGAGAGGUUAGAAGAAGAAAAAAAAGGAAAAUCCAUUACAGUAAUAUUUGUACUUUUACUUCCUGAAUGAGAAUCACUCAUAUUGAUGCAGGCCUUAACACAGGCAGUGUUGGGAAGAUUACUUUUUACAUGUAAUAGGUUACAGAUUAUUUACCCUAAACAAAAAAAAGUAGUGUCUCUUUUAAACCCUUCAUCAGGUAAUGUAACUCAUUACAUUUGGUCACUUUUCUAACAGAUUAGUUGAUUAGUAACUGUUUGAUUCACAGUAACUAACAACUAUAGUUAUUGUAGUAUAAUAAAAUAAUGCUUGUUACAUGGAACUAGUAACUCCCCAACAUUGUCAGACACGUUAUGGAAAUAAAAAAGUACACAUGACAAUUUUUACAAGACAUACCGAGAUUCGGACUCAACUGGAUUUACAACAUUGGUUAACUAAAAGGGAAAAGAGAAGACUGUGGAUGUGGGGGGAGGGGGGGGGGGGGGG